CGCUGAGAAUCCUCGGUGGGCGGGGCGUAGAUCGGCUCUUUUCCGGCGGUUCGUCCUCUUCCGGUCCUCUUUCCAUCUUCCCGUUCAACAUGACUAAGAAGAGAAGGAAUAACGGACGUGCCAAGAAGGGCCGUGGGCACGUGCAGCCCAUCCGCUGCACCAACUGCGCCCGCUGUGUUCCAAAGGACAAAGCCAUCAAGAAGUUUGUCAUCAGGAACAUCGUGGAGGCGGCGGCCGUGAGGGACAUCUCAGAGGCCAGCGUCUUUGACUCGUACGUCCUUCCUAAGCUCUACGUGAAGCUGCACUACUGUGUGAGCUGUGCCAUCCACAGUAAGGUGGUGAGGAACCGCUCUCGCGAGGCCAGAAAAGACCGCACCCCGCCACCCAGAUUCAGGCCGGCUGCCGGCGCUCCAAGAGCUCCUCCGAAGCCCAUGUGAAGCAGAGUUCUGAGAUGAUGUCCAGCUGAUAAAGAAAUAAAAAGAUCUUGAGACAAACGUGA
This is a messenger RNA of Oryzias melastigma (Indian medaka), 499 nucleotides long. RefSeq names its product 40S ribosomal protein S26. Gene Ontology annotation, cellular component: ribosome; cytosolic small ribosomal subunit. NCBI's taxonomy places the organism in Eukaryota, Metazoa, Chordata, Actinopteri, Beloniformes, Adrianichthyidae. Gene Ontology annotation, molecular function: mRNA binding; structural constituent of ribosome. The record is from RefSeq and is a predicted model, not a curated record. The coding region runs from base 90 to 437 and encodes 115 amino acids. Gene Ontology annotation, biological process: translation. The transcript has 4 exons.